UUGUUUAUAACAUGUACGAAUUAAAUACGAUGCGAUAAGUUAUAAUUGCCUAUUGCAAGAUAGAGAGGAUAUCGGGGCGCUAUUGCCAACAUAAUAAACAUUAUCAUAACAAUAACAAGCCAGUAACUCGCGGCAUUCGAUUUGCUCAUGACGGCAGCCAGAUAACCCCGUCUCGGAGCCAGUCGGUUUUCGUGUGCAACCCGGUACACCGCACAUGUUCGCCUCAACGCGCCAUAUAAAAUAAUUUAAAUAACCAAACGAAUUUGUUCGGUCCACUGUCGCGGUGUUGAAUUGUGCGCGCUUUUAUUGUAUAUGUCCCCUCUCACGCGGUCAUCUCUAUCUAGUUCAUAAAGCGGCAUCAUGGUGGUGGUGCUGAACGGCGUACUCGCUGACGAUUGCCCGACGUCGGUGCGGGCUUUGCUAGAGGCGCAUCCGGGGUACAGAGAAGGCGCCGCGCAACUGUUGACCGAAACGGCGCGCGUUGUGGGACCCGCGGGCGUUCUUUACGUCGGACAGAGAGAAAUGGCCGCCGUUGUGCCGCAUGACAAAAACGUGAAUAUAAUCGGUUCAGAUGACGCGACAUCGUGUAUUAUAGUAGUCGUCAGGCAUUCAGGGUCAGGGGCCAUAGCGCUAGCGCACUUGGACGGUUCGGGUACGGCUGAAGCGGCAGCGGCCAUGGUGUCCAGAGUCCAGCAGCUCGCAGUCGGAUAUCCUGAGGGUAGACUGGAGUUGCAAGUGAUCGGCGGCUUCACGGAUCCACAUAGAUACUCCGACGAGCUUUUCGCUAAUAUUAUGUUAUCAUUCCAUCGUCUAACGGUAGAGAUAGACCUGACGUUGGCGUGUUGCUGCGAGCUGAACACGCUGCCCGGGGGACUGGCGCCUCUCGUGACCGGGGUCGGCGUCGACAUCCGCGCCGGGGAUCUCUUCCCGGCAACGUUUCCGGAUAAAGGUCCCGAACUUCCGUUGCGAGGGGCGAGAACUAUAACGAGCGGUCCGCAUUCGGCACAGGUGUUAGACAUAUACGAUAACGCUGUGGGUAUGCUACGCGUCGGCCCGUUCAACUACGACCCCCUGCGAGGAGUCGACCUCUGGCUCGAACAGUCUGAUGAGUUCAUUCUGCAGCACCUAAGCACGACGCCGGCCGUCGAGCCGCCGCAUUUCGUUCAUAAUAUCCGGAUGACGCUGAAGUUCAUCCAGCAGCAUCCGUUUCCGGCGGUGACCGUGUUCCCGGAUAACCGGCCGCACUUCUACCGCCGCGACGAGCACUCCGGUUGUUGGAUAUCCGUUCGUUACUAACUACCCUGCUUCUUGAAUAAUCCUACUAAACCUCUCAAGGGAUAGUCCUCGGUAUUUUUCUUAGUUAUUUAUGAAUAAUAAAUUAUUGUUUAUAAGAUAAAAAAAUGUGGUGCAAAAACUGGAUCCAAUAUAAGAAUAUUUGCUGUGGGACAAGACAGGAUCUUAUAAGGCCGUCCACUAAUUGCGAUGGAGGCAUUAACAUGAUUUAUUAUAGUGGUACGGUCGGCAAAAAAAAACGUUUUUUUGUAAAACAAUCAAUAAUAUUUGGUCUUUCCAUACCCAUACUAAAGUCAUUGCUUUAUGUGACUCAAUCUGCUUAAUAUAUACUAGGUUAUAUUUCAUAUUAUUUGUCAAUUCCUAUGAUGAAAAUUUCACUAAACAUUACACUAUUAUUGUUGUUGAAAUAAACUGUAUGCACAUGUAACAAAAAAAUGUUUUAAAAUUCUUAUAAAAAUCCAUACAAAUGUUGAGAUUUUAAUUCAUCCAUUCACAUUCCGCCUUCAGGUAUCCUUACAAGCAAACUUCCAUUCUAAAAAUCAAGAAUUCAUGUUAAAAUGGAUUAGGGAUUACCUUAUCAAGUAGGUAUAGCUUGAUUUCACGAUACAAGAAGCGGCAAUCUAAAGCAAAGUUUGCAAAUACCACUGCGCGUUAUAACAGGACAUCGACCUCGAGCGAUUGUCAAUUUUAAUACUUUAGUAAAAAAAAUUACAUUUUGUUUAAUGCUUAAAAUCAAAAAUUGAUGAUUCUACUUGAAAUUGUGCUCUCUCAUAUGUUAUUAAAUAACAGUUGAACACCAAGGCGUUCGUUGGAAAAUUAAUUGUAUUUUUAAUCAAUUUACCUAUCCCUUGAGUGAUUAGAAGUUGUUCGGUAAUAAUAUUUUCGUUUACUACACGAAUAUACUUAGUGCGAGUUCUUUUACUUCUCGAUCGCGUAAAAGUUAACUCUAAUUUGUAUGGAGUUGGAACAGUUUCUCUUCGUUUGCCGCUAGGGGCGCUGGUCCAACUCCAUACAAAUUUGAGUUAGCUUUUACGCUAUCGAGAAGUAAAAAAAUUCGGACUAAGCAUAUAAGGAUUAUACGGCGUGGCGUCGGAUACGUGGAUUUUGUUUUUUCGAUAAAUGUGCUGUGAAAUUUUUAAUCGAUAAAAUGACAUAUUUGUUUGUUAGGCCCCUUGACUAUUUUUAAGGAAGUAAAAUCGUCUCCGGCCUAUGUUAUAGGGACGUCAACAAUAAUAAUUUUACAUUAUGAGAUGCGACAAUAGGUGCUUGUUACAAUUGUUUAACAAUAUUACUUGAAGCUCACUCACAUUGAUACUGGACUAUCUUUUAAUUUUCUAUUUGACGGUGUUAAAUUAAUUAAAUAGUUACUGUUUAUAAACUAAUUAUGUAUUACUAAUAAUUGAAUUGUCGAUACAUAUUUAUUUUAUAGGGAAGGUUAGGUUUACGAUGUUGUUUUGUUCGACGCUAUUCGUUCUAAUGAAAAUUAUUGGGACAGAAAAAUGUGACUACGAUGACAAUCUAGACAAUGUUAAUUAUUGAUUCAGUAAUUACUUAAUGAAUGCAUAAACUAUAUAAUUUGAAUAUAGUCAUUCUUUCAUUCAAUUCUUCAAAAAUAAUUUGUAUUUAUAUAUAUAGAGUUAUUAAUUGUCAUGACACUUCGAGCAUCGUAUUUUGUGUCAGAUUUACAUUGGUCCAGUGAGUAGUGACAGCAACAUCAAAUUUGUUUAUUGGUGACACAACAGAAUAAUGGUGGUUCUAAUAAAAACUUUAUGUUCAUAUUAGCUUCUCUUUUUAAUACCUAAGAGUUUUGUGUGCGCCAGUGUUGUGUACAAUUAGACUCUGUCGGCAAUUUUACUUGUCAAAAACUACGUCUAAUUUCGUUUCGUUGUUUUCGGUGGGGAUACCACAGUAUAAAAUCUAACACUGACAAAGCGAUUGUAUCCAACAUGACUCAGUCAGCCACUGGAUCAUUGUAGAUCAGCCACUGGUGGAUUUGUCAGAGGACCAACAUGCAUUGAAAAUAAAAAAAUAAAAAAAAAUUUGUCCUUAAAAAAUUAUAUUAUUAUUAUUAUGUAACAUUGUUAAUUUUAGACUAAUGACUUUAAUGUUAUUUAUGAACAAAAGUGAGGCUCGAAAUUUAUUGAUAGUAUUCUUUUCACGCUCACAUCAUUUCCAGAUAAAAUUAUUUCCUUAACUAAUUAAUUAUAUAUCGUCAGUUUUGAUUUUGUAUAUAAAUAAAACUUGAUGAAAAUUUAUAAUAAUUAUAAAAUCUUGAUUUAUUUUAAAAUGUAUAUUUUGAAAUAUGUUAAUAAAGGCAUCAUGAAUUUCUGUCAAUUUAGAAUUUUCAAAAAUAAAUACUGUAAUCCCCCUAUAACGCGGUACCCUUAUAACGCGUUUUCAUAUUACGCGAUCAAUCCCACGUAUAACACGGGGAUAUUUCUGUGCUGUGAAAUUUAUAAUGAUUUGUAAAGUUCAUAUUAGCUUCGCGUGCCUUUGCACGUGUGUCGAUUUGUGCUAUUACAAAAUUACAUUAUUCUAUUCAAUUUGUGUAUUAACGAGUGUAGGUUUAAUUUUAUUUUUAUAAAUUUUAUUUAAAAUAAAAAAUCCAUUAAAAGUUAAAACAUGAUGAAUCAUUUAUACGUAACGCGUUAUACGAGGUCAUAAAAACGCGUUAUACUGGAAUACCCCUAUAACGAGUUUUCUUAUAACUCGGAACCAAUCUACCGCUUUAUGGGGGUGAUUACUGAUCACCAAUGUAAAUUGACCUAUACUAUUAAGUUUCUCUUCUAUGUAAUCGCAAAACAUAAAUUAUAUUAAGUGAUCGAUACAUGAACCUAGUUGUAAAUAUUAUAGUGAACACAUAGUUGCAGUUAGAUGGAUUUAUUAUGUAGUUAUUGUUAUUUCGAAAAGAAAUUGAAUAUAAUUAAAGUUCAAUAA
Messenger RNA from Bombyx mori (domestic silkworm), 4230 nucleotides. RefSeq names its product protein N-terminal asparagine amidohydrolase (gene Ntan1). Gene Ontology annotation, molecular function: protein-N-terminal asparagine amidohydrolase activity. NCBI's taxonomy places the organism in Eukaryota, Metazoa, Arthropoda, Insecta, Lepidoptera, Bombycidae. The transcript has 7 exons. Bases 361 to 1296 code for a protein of 311 amino acids. The record is from RefSeq and is a predicted model, not a curated record. Gene Ontology annotation, biological process: ubiquitin-dependent protein catabolic process. Gene Ontology annotation, cellular component: nucleus.